Pseudo-nitzschia multistriata is the source of this 2625-nucleotide messenger RNA. The record is from the annotation of a GenBank genome assembly. NCBI's taxonomy places the organism in Eukaryota, Bacillariophyta, Bacillariophyceae, Bacillariales, Bacillariaceae.
GUACCGGUACCCAGUACCUGUUGGAAACCAGAGAAUCUUGGAGGGUGGUCAUUUUUGAAUGAAAUUUCGGACCGUACAGUUUCUKAAGACCAGGAUUGGUUUUCCCCUGUGCCGCGCAUUAUCAAUUCUUGUCCCAGUACAAGGCAUUACUACUACUUGUUCCCCGGAGAUUGGUGCUAACGAGUGAAGCGAAGACAAUAACAAYAGAUAACCAUGGCGAAAAAACGUGCUGCUGGAUCCGAUCCUGAAGAGGAGGACGACGACCAAGUCAUGAAUGGUGACCACAACGACGAGGACGAAGGCGGCGAUGGAGGCAGUGGUAGCGACGACGAAGAGAUGCAGGAGGUAGAGGAAGAUGACGUGGAAGAAAUAUCGACCGCGUCUUCUCCUUCGCCUCAGAAACGAAAGGACAUGACUCUGCGAUCGGGAAGGAGGAAACGGCGCCGAUCCCUGCAGACGACUGGUUUGACGCCUCCUCCGGAGUCGCGCAAGAAAUCGAAACGAUCGAGAACGUCGGCGAAGACUAGUACAAUCAAAAAGCAGCAAACCGCGGCAUCCCUCACAAAGCCCACURCAUCGAAUGGAGACCAAAAGCAACCGGCUUUGUCUGAUCGUGCUAGCCCGGAAAUCGCUCCCGACCCAAGAAGAAUUUCAUACGCGAACGCAUCUGUCAUCCCAUCCAACAUUCACGAAGAACGCUCSGAUGAAGUAUCUGAAAAUGGGGAUGAUUCGGAAGAACUCAAUAUUCUUCCUCCUAAAUUUGGAGUGCAAGCUAACGGCACGGCCAAAAACGACGUGAGCGGCGAGGAAGAUGAACAAUCCGCACCGCACGACGAAAGCAUCCCAUGUGCGAACGGUGAAGCCGAACACCACGAAGCCGAUGCGGACGAACAAGAUGAAGCCAGCAAGCAACCAGUCACCGAAGAAAUAGAUGCGGGAGAAAGAGAAAAGGUUGGCGAAAUAACCGGAGAAGAUUCGUUCAUUGAAACGAAAUCAACUUCGAUUGGUGUAUCAAUAUUAGAGCGACUCGUAAUCUUUGUGAUUCUUGGGUUCGUGUCUCUUCUGCUAACCAUGCCGGAAGUCAUAAAGUUGGCCGAGAUUGYGGUACCUCUGGAUGAAUCUUUGCUCCCUGAAGCUAAAUCGCUGCCAGAGAUAAAGAUACCGAAUGAUGAUGAUGCAGUUGAUUCAGAAGUAGAAAUGUCAUCGGARGAGCUACAGUCCUGGAACAAAAAGUUCUUGAACAAUUUUCAGAGAUUGUCGAGAGCGAAGACGGCGUACAGGGUGUCAUACGAAAAUUUCGAUGAACUCUACACAGAAUCUAUAAAGGAGAUCGACCAGCUAGAAGAAGAACUCCAAACUAGACAAGAGCUCGCUGGAAAGAGGUUGGUAAAUUUGAACCGUUUGAAAAAAAAUUUAAGGGAAAAACAAGGAAAGGAUAACUUUGAAGAAAUUCGAGAUUUGGCCCAACAACUUUUGGGGAAAUCUGUCAUUGAAACCUCGUCUAUUCCUCUCUGGAACGUUUCCAAAGAUCUAGACGMAAAUUGUACUUCAGUAAAUGUUCGCGGCGAUCUCGACGAUGAGGACGAGGACGAGGAUGCCGAAGAAAUGGAAACAGAAAGCAAGCCACUUCUGACCGCCAAACUUUUGGAGGACAGCGAAGAAAAUCUCUCAAUGCAAUCGAUGAUUACGGCAGACAAGUUCAUUGGCGGGAMUGUUGCCACAGAUAGGAUCCGCAAUUGGGUCAAGUCGAAAAUAGUAAAGGCUGUCGAAGAGGAUGAGGACAUACAAGGUGUUAUGGAAGAAAUUGAUGAGUUCGCGCUUCAGCUGACUGAAAUAGCAGCGAAAAGAGGUAAAACAGAUGGUGGCAACAGUGGCACUCCCUAUUUGGAUCUCCUGUUGGGUGGAAUUAUCGAAGAUAGCUUGGAAGUUCAUCGAGCCGAUAUUACCGGAAUCUUCGAUCAUGCCACUCUCACGAAUGGAGCCGAAGURAUUUAUGGAGGAAAAAGGGGCACAUCCAAGUCACUGGUCGACAGCUUACCGAUCGUCAAUAGGAUACUCCAAGCAUCAAAUCUUCGCUUUUAUGGAUUCGGUCCCGAGGCCGCACUGACGCCUACCUACCCUCCAAACACACCGGGUCAGUGCUGGGCAYUGCGACAAACUCCUCUGAAAGAAUUGCUGAAGGAGAGAGAACUCUUCGAAAAAUUUGUUGAGGUUCCGGACGACUUCAAACGGGGUAAUUUUGGAACACUUACCAUUCGAUUGGACUCGCCUGUCAUCGUCGAAAGUGUCGUUAUUGAGCAUCCACCUAGACAGUUUUCAAAACAAAUGACCAGUGCGAUUCGGUCCUUUCGGGUAGUAGGAUACGAAGACGAUAUGGCUUCUUCCAAAGCAUGGAAUCUGGGUGCGUUUGAAUACAACAUCAACGAUAAUCUAGARCAAAAUGAGUACCUGCAAGAAUUUGACGUUGCUUCCACGGUCUUUGGGAAAGAGAUACCGCCUCUGCAGUCGAUAAGUCUUGCRAUAGACUCCAACUAUGGCCAUACAUACACUUGCCUUUACCGAUUCCGAGUUCACGGAAGAACAGAGGAAUAGAUUGARACAAAAUAAUAAUAAAUUGGCUUCACG